This is a messenger RNA of Drosophila virilis, 2165 nucleotides long. RefSeq names its product protein shuttle craft. Gene Ontology annotation, cellular component: nucleus. Gene Ontology annotation, biological process: negative regulation of transcription by RNA polymerase II. Lineage: Eukaryota; Metazoa; Arthropoda; Insecta; Diptera; Drosophilidae. Gene Ontology annotation, molecular function: DNA-binding transcription factor activity, RNA polymerase II-specific; zinc ion binding; RNA polymerase II transcription regulatory region sequence-specific DNA binding. The record is from RefSeq and is a predicted model, not a curated record.
CUAAGCGAUGAUAUUGAUGAAGUGCGGCUGCGUUUACCACAUACGUUCUCCUGCUCGUUAUUGAGAUCACCUUGUCGGUUAUUGUAUUUUGUAUUUUGCACUUGCCAUUUUGCUAUUUGUAUACCUCGAUUGAUACACUUUUCUUUAGUUUUUAGGUGCAAUGCCGACUUGCUUUUUUGCACUUUGCCACUGCCGUCUCUUUUAAUUUUUCCGAAUUUAGCGAUCGGGCAGCAGCGCGAGGUGCAGUGCACCCGCGAGAGCCAGGAUAAGCGCAGCUAUUCGUGCAAAGAGUGCUGCAGCAAGCCGCUGCCCUGCGGCAAUCAUAAAUGCAAGGAUUCAUGCCACGCCGGCGCUUGUCGUCCCUGCAAGCUGAGUCCCACACAAAUCACCAGCUGCCCAUGCGGCAAGCUGCCGGUGCCGGCAACGCAGCGCGCCAGUUGCCUGGAUCCGGUGCCCACCUGCGAGGGCGUCUGCGGCAAAACGCUGCGGUGCGGCAAACCCGCGCAUCCGCAUCAAUGCGCCAGCAAAUGCCACCUAGGCCAGUGCCCGCCGUGCCCCAAGCAAACGGCAGUCAAGUGCCGUUGCGGCCACAUGGAUCAGAUGAUCAAAUGCCGCCAAUUGUCUACCCGUGCGGACGAUGCGCGCUGCAAGCGGCGCUGCACCAAGAAACGCAGCUGUGGCAAGCACAAGUGCAAUGCCGAGUGCUGCAUCGAUAUCGAUCACGCCUGCCCGUUGCCCUGCAAUCGCACGCUCAGCUGUGGCCGGCAUAAAUGCGAUCAGCCCUGUCAUCGUGGCAAUUGCCCGCCCUGCUAUCGCAGCAGCUUCGAGGAGCUGUACUGUGAGUGCGGCGCCGAGGUCAUCUAUCCGCCGGUGCCAUGCGGCACCAAGAAGCCCAUCUGCAAGCGACCCUGUUCGCGGACACACGGCUGCGAGCAUCCACCACAGCAUAAUUGCCAUGCGGCGGCCAGCUGCCCGCCCUGCAUGAUGUUCACCACCAAGUGGUGUCAUGGUAAUCACGAACAGCGCAAGACCAUACCCUGCUCCCAGGCCAGCUUUAGUUGUGGCCUAGCCUGCGGCAAGCCGCUCGCCUGCGGUCGCCACAAAUGCAUACGGCCCUGUCAUGAGGGCGAAUGCCAGCAGCCGGGCGAGCUGUGCCGCCAGAGCUGCACCAAGCCGCGUCUAUUGUGCGGCCACAAGUGCGCGGCCAUAUGCCAUGAGGGCGUCUGUCCAGAAACGCCCUGCAAGGAGCUGGUCGAGGUGCAGUGCGAGUGCGGCAAUCGCAAGCAAAGCCGCAGCUGCCAGGAGCUGGCACGGGAGCACAGUCGCAUUGCCACCGCACAGCUGGCCUCCUCCAUGGCGGAAAUGUCGCGCGGCAACUACAUGGAACUCAGCGAGAUACUGGCGCCCAAUAAGAACAAUAAAUCCAACAAAACCUUGAACUGCAAUGAUGAGUGCCGUCUGUUGGAGCGUAAUCGUCGCUUGGCUAUUGGCUUGCAGUCGCGUAAUCCGGAGACGCAGCUCAAGUCGCUGACAAAGUACUCGGAAUUCUUGCGCGGCUUUGCCAAACGCAAUCCGGCGCUGACAAAGAGCGUCUAUGAAACCCUCACCGAUCUGGUCAAGCUGGCCAAGGAGAGCAAACAAAAGUCGAGAAGUCACUCGUUUCCCACCAUGAAUCGUGAGAAGCGUCAAUUGGUGCAUGAGCUAUGCGAAGUUUUUGGCGUGGAGUCUGUUUCCUACGACAAGGAGCCCAAUCGCAAUGUGGUUGCCACAGCGCACAAGGAGCGGUGCUGGCUCCCAGCCACUAGCAUCAUGGAGGUGCUGGCACGCGAAUCCGGGCAACGUCGCGUGCCCGUGCCCAGCAACAAUGCAUGGAGCCUCAAAAAGUAGCAGGCAACAAUUCAUUCGUUUAUCCUUGACAAUACACGAACACAUUUAGCAGAGUUUAUCAAAAGAGAGAGAGGGGCAGGGAGAUCUCUUUGUAAAUCUCUUAAAACUAGCCUGAACAUAAUUGAAAAAUUUCUAAAACGUUAGUUCAAAUAUUGUUGCAUGGACAAUGUUAAAGUAAAAGAAAGGUUGCAGGAUAUACCAAAUGAACAUAAAGGAAAAAGUGUGGAAAACAAUACUAAAAAAAAAAAAAACGGGCAAAAUUGGAAACUGUUAAUCAA